Messenger RNA from Lachnellula hyalina, 1236 nucleotides. Its product is annotated as Lipoyl synthase, mitochondrial. Gene Ontology annotation, cellular component: mitochondrion. The record is from RefSeq and is a predicted model, not a curated record. Gene Ontology annotation, biological process: lipoate biosynthetic process. The transcript has 2 exons. Gene Ontology annotation, molecular function: 4 iron, 4 sulfur cluster binding; lipoate synthase activity. Bases 1 to 1236 code for a protein of 411 amino acids. NCBI's taxonomy places the organism in Eukaryota, Fungi, Ascomycota, Leotiomycetes, Helotiales, Lachnaceae.
AUGGCCGCAGUGGCUACGAGAUUCCGGUGCUUGAAUGCACCGCCAUUACGGCAAGCAUCCCGCUCCUUCCUCUCCGCAUCUUCAACAUCCUCAACAUCCUCUCGAAGUUUCGCCACCAUCGAAGCUUCACCUCCCGAGCCAGUCACAAAAAGACGCCCUACCUACUUCAAAGACAAGCUCAAUACCGUCCCAUCCUUCACCGAAUUUGUUGGCGUGAAGGACGAAGCGCUUACUCCCGAAGAUGCGCUCGAAUUACGCACUGCAAUGGUUGGGCCCGCUGGGAAGCAGAAACAGAUUACGCGGUUGCCGUCGUGGUUAAAGACUCCAAUUCCGGACAACUCGAACUACAAGAAGAUCAAGAAGGACCUGCGCGGUCUGAAUCUACAUACCGUGUGUGAAGAAGCAAGGUGUCCGAAUAUCUCGGAUUGCUGGGGAGGGAGCGAUGCGAGCGCUGCGACGGCGACCAUCAUGCUCAUGGGCGAUACGUGUACGCGAGGAUGCAGAUUCUGCAGCGUCAAGACGAACAGAGCUCCCGCACCGCUGGAUGCUCAUGAGCCGGAACAUACCGCCGAGGCACUGGCGCGCUGGGGUCUCGGUUAUGUGGUGUUGACGGCUGUGGACAGAGAUGAUUUGCCCGAUGGUGGCGCAAGACAUUGGACGGAGACCAUCAUGAAGAUCAAGCAGAAGAAACCCGAUAUGCUGGUGGAGGCGUUGACGGGGGAUUUUGAAGGAAAUUUGGAAAUGGUUAAUAUGGUGGCGAAGAGUGGCUUGGAUGUUUAUGCACAUAAUAUGGAGACGACCGAGGGCUUGACGCCGUAUGUGAGGGAUAGGAGGGCGAAGUAUAGGCAGAGUUUGACAGUGCUGGAUGCGGCGAAGAAGGCAACUCCUGGAUUGAUCACUAAGACGAGUAUUAUGCUCGGAUUGGGUGAGCAGGAGGAUGAACUAUGGCAGACAUUGAAAGAUCUCCGAGCAGUUGAUGUCGAUGUAGUGACUUUCGGUCAAUACAUGCGACCUACGAAGCGACACAUGAAAGUCGAGGAAUACGUUACCCCCGAAACAUUCGAAUUAUGGCGGCAACGCGCCCUAGACCUAGGCUUCUUAUAUUGUGCAAGCGGGCCCUUGGUGAGGAGUUCGUAUAAGGCUGGUGAAGCAUUCAUUGAGAACGUCUUGAAGAAGAGGAAUGGUGUUACUAUACUUGCGGACGAGGCAACCGGUAUGGAGAAGGCCGUUGUAUGA